This is a messenger RNA of Helianthus annuus (common sunflower), 690 nucleotides long. RefSeq names its product protein SPIRAL1-like 5. Bases 139 to 474 code for a protein of 111 amino acids. The transcript is spliced from 2 exons. Gene Ontology annotation, cellular component: cortical microtubule, transverse to long axis. Gene Ontology annotation, biological process: cortical microtubule organization. Lineage: Eukaryota; Viridiplantae; Streptophyta; Magnoliopsida; Asterales; Asteraceae. The record is from RefSeq and is a predicted model, not a curated record.
UCCAUAUAUAUGUGCAUAGUUAGGUUAGAGGGUGAAAAUCAUAUAUGCUUUCUAUGUCUAUAUAUGUUCAUAGUUAGGUUAUAGCGUGAAAAUAAAAGAAACAAAUAAGAGACCUGAGAUUUCUAGGGUUGGGUUUCAAUGAUGAACAAAAGGAGAAGUUCUGGUGGAGGACAAAGUUCUUUAGGUUACUUGUUUGGUUCUGAUGACUUAUUAGGGCAACAACAAAAGGAUCAAUCUAAAGUUCCAGUAUCUCCGGUUUGUAUGCCGCCUUACGGCACCGAUAAGGAGGAGAAGUUGCCAGAAAAACUACCAACUCCUCACAAGAAAGAUGACACCGGCUCUUCUAGUAAUUACAUAUAUCAUGGGGAUGGUGAUAAGUCCUCAGGUUUUCUAGUGACUGACCGGCCGUCAACUAGGGUUAAAUCGGUUCCGGGUGGAGAUUCAUCUCUUGGCUACUUGUUUGGAGAUAAGUGAUGAUUUAUAUAAGCUCAAACUUAGAUGUAUUAUUAUGUUUUACUGCUUAAGCUUAUAGAAGUGACCGAAUAUGUUUAAUUAGGGUUUUCAAUUAAGAGUGUACUGCUUUGUGUUUGCUUUUUAAAGCUGGAGUGUGCCAUAAUCAUGUACGUACAUGACUAAUAAUUUGUAACGAAUGUGUGUAUUAUUGUCAUAAUAUUUACUUGUUGAAGAAAA